Messenger RNA from Closterium sp. Naga37s-1, 534 nucleotides. The record is from the annotation of a GenBank genome assembly. Lineage: Eukaryota; Viridiplantae; Streptophyta; Zygnematophyceae; Desmidiales; Closteriaceae.
AUGUCCCUGAUUCCAGACUCAGCAAAUCAAGGCGAGGGAGCUGCAGCGGCAGCAGAGGGCCCAGCAGAGACAGCAGCUGAAGCAAGAGCUAGGUGGUCCCAUCCAACCAUCCCCACACCAGGCAACCCAGCAGGGGGCGUGGCAGGGGAGGCGGGGUUGAGGCAGGCGGCGAGUGGCGUGCUGGCGAGCCGGCUGUAUGAGGAGCGGCUGAAGCAGGCGCAGCUGGCCAGGGCGGAGAGCGGGGCGAGCAUGGACGAGGCAGCUCUUAGGGUUCUGAAGCAGGCGCAGCUGGCCAGGGCGGAGAGUGGGGCGAGCAUGGACGAGGCGGCUCUCAGGGUGAGUAGAAUAGCCAUACAUAGUGGUGCACAGGAGUUUGAACUUCACAGCGCUCUCAUGCUCCCCUCACGUGUUCCCAAUGUGUGCUCCCAAUGCGUGCUGUGUUCUCCCCCCCCUCUCUGCCCCUUACGACUGACGCACCUUGCGUCCGUUGGCAAUGCGGCAGGCAUGUCCCAGCAGUCCCUGCAGCUGUCAUAG